This is a messenger RNA of Centropristis striata (black sea bass), 2055 nucleotides long. Its product is annotated as sialate O-acetylesterase-like. Gene Ontology annotation, biological process: carbohydrate metabolic process. The record is from RefSeq and is a predicted model, not a curated record. Gene Ontology annotation, molecular function: sialate O-acetylesterase activity. Bases 79 to 1671 code for a protein of 530 amino acids. Lineage: Eukaryota; Metazoa; Chordata; Actinopteri; Perciformes; Serranidae. The transcript is spliced from 10 exons.
UGAAUAACUCGUUCGGAAAAUAACGCAGGUCUAUAUUCUCACCGUUUCACGUCUAAUUUUACGUGUAAUCUGACUGACAUGGCUGAUAUACAGACCAUACCUGACAGGAGAACUAAGCUUUUUGUUUACGUUUUCUGUUUUUUUGUCAUAUCUGUAAUACUGAGUGUUGUUUUUAUACUUUUUGCUUCUAUAUACGACAGUGAUGCGAAGCUGCGCUUUGCCUCUUACUAUGGAGACCACAUGGUGCUGCAGAAGGCUCCAGAGAGAGCUGUGCUGUGGGGCUACGGCCCUGAGAGUGCACAGGUGACCCUUUACUUGUCAGGACAAGUGGAUCAGAAAACCUCUGUCACUGUCACAAAAGGUAUCUGGAAAAUCACCCUUGACCCUGUUGAAGCUGGCGGUCCCUACACUGUGAUAGCAGUCACUGAGAAUGAUGCAGCCGUCCUGACAGAUGUGCUGUUUGGAGAUGUUUGGCUGUGUGGAGGGCAGAGCAACAUGUGGCUUAAAACAUCAGUGAUUUUCAAUGCAUCAGAGGAGCUGAAAACUGCAGAGAAGUAUCCUCAUGUGAGGACUUUUAUGGCAUCCUUGAAAAAGAGUGAAACUGAGCUGAAUGAUUUGAUUCACGUAGAACUUCCCUGGUCUGUGCCGCCAGCAACUCUGGCAGAGUUCUCUGCGGUCUGCUGGCUUUUUGGACGUUACUUGUAUGACAAGCUGCAGUACCCCAUAGGACUGGUGGAGUCCUGUUGGGGAGGCACACCUGUUGAAGUCUGGUCAUCGUCAAGAGCACUGCAGAAGUGUGGACUACUAGAGGAAGAUUACAGCGGCACUUUUAAUAAUCCUAAAGAGAAUUCAGUCCUGUGGAAUUCAAUGAUCCAUCCACUGCUCAACAUGACCAUUAAAGGAGCCAUCUGGUACCAAGGGGAGGCAAAUACUUACUAUCAUCAAGACAAGUACAACUGUUCCUUCCCUGCUAUGAUUGGUGACUGGAGGAUGGCGUUUCACCAGGGCUCAGGCGGGGAGACAGCUCCCGACUUCCCCUUUGGGUUUGUUCAGCUGUCCACCAACAAAAUAAAUGGAUCCACAGAUGACGGCUUUCCAGAGAUACGCUGGCACCAGACGGCCGACGUUGGCUAUGUUCCCAAUUCCCUGAUGCCGAAGACCUUCAUGGCCGUGGCUUUGGAUUUACCAGAUGAAAAAUCACCCUAUGGCACGAUCCAUCCACGAGACAAGCAGGAUGUAGCCUACAGACUGACGUUGGGAGCAAGGGCAGUGGCUUAUAAUGAGGACGUAUCCUACCAGGGACCUUUCCCCACCCAAGUCAUGGCCACUCAAACAGAUAUCAACAUUACCUAUGACCAGAAAGUGUCUGUUACAUCGUCUAAGGACAUCUUUGAGAUCUGUUGCGAAGAGAAUCACGCUCCAUGUGGGAACUUCUCCUGGAUUCCAGCUCCCAUCAUGCAGUGGGACGCGACCACUGUCAUGGUAUCUACCAGCUUGUGUCCACCUACUGAUGAACUAGUUGCCCUCAGAUAUGCAUGGAGCGACUGGCCCUGUGACUUUAAAGCCUGUCCAAUCUACAGCGAUGGUGGCAUUUUACCUGCGCCCCCUUUUAUUGUCAACAUCACUCAAGACGAAAGGCAACUCAAGAUUGUAAGAAGAAAAGGUGAUUAAAAAUGUGCCUUUUGUUUCUAUUUGUCAAAAUUAGCUGAUAGGACAGACAUGAGACAGAUUGUGCAAUGAAGUGCAGAAAUUGAUGACACUGUGAAAACGAUGGGCUUCUCUUUCUGAUCAAAAUUAAGACAUUCAUAAGGCAUUUUAGAUGAAGGGAUUUUUCUUAAAUGUGAUUAUCAGUUUGUUUAGCUGUGCAAAAAGUUUACAAACUCUGUCAUUUGGAUAUUUUUACGUCCAAUUUACCAGAGUGAGCAGUUUUCUUGCAGCGUUUGUAUCUUUUGUAUCGUAGCUCAUUGGAAUGAAGAAAAAUGGCACUAGACAAAAACUGCCAUGAAGUGUUUUAGGUUGGAACGUUUUGUAUUUAUAUAUAUAUAUAUAUAUAUA